AGAUCCGCCACGCGCUUCCGCCCACUCCACUCCCCAAUCCCGCUCCCAGUCGGCCGCUCCACCACCGAUGGCCGGCGGCCGCGCGUUCCGGCCAUCCGCGCCGCGCCGCGCGGCGUUCGCGGCACUGCUCACGCUCCUCCUCCUCGCGGCCCUCUCCUUCCUCCUCUCCUCCGCGCCCGCCUCCUCGGCCCGCUCCUCAGCCCCGCCGUCCGCGCGCCUCGCCGCCGUCCGCCGCCACGCGGCCGACCACGCGGCGGUCCUAGCCGCGUACGCCGCGCACGCGCGGAAGCUCAAGGAGGCAUCCGCGGCGCAGUCGCUGUCGUUCUCGUCCCUCUCCUCCGACCUCUCCGCGCUCUCCGCCCGCCUCGCCUCACACCUCUCCGCCUCCCUCCCCGAGGACGCGCUCAGGCCCCUCGAGAAGGAGGCCCGCGAGCGCAUCAAGUUCGCGCGCGCCCUCGCCGCCGACGCCAAGGAGGGAUUCGACACCCAGUCCAAGAUCCAGAAGCUCUCCGACACCGUCUUCGCCGUCGGCGAGCAGCUCGCGCGCGCGCGCCGCGGGGGCCGUAUGUCCUCCCGCAUUGCCGCGGGCUCCACCCCCAAGUCGCUCCACUGCCUCGCCAUGCGCCUCCUCGAGGCCCGCCUCGCCAACCCGUCCGCUUUCGCCGACGACCCCGAGCCGUCCUCCGAGUUCGACGACCCCGCGCUGUACCACUACGCCGUCUUCUCCGACAAUGUUCUCGCCGUCUCCGUCGUGGUGGCCUCUGCCGCGCGCGCCGCGGCCGACCCCUCGCGCCACGUCUUUCACGUGGUCACCGCGCCCAUGUACCUGCCUGCAUUCCGUGUCUGGUUUUCGCGCCGCCCGCCACCGCUCGGCGUGCACGUCCAGCUCCUUGCCUACUCCGACUUCCCGUUCCUCAACACCACCAACUCGCCGGUGAUAAGGCAGAUCGAGGGCGGCAACAGGGAUGUUGCUUUGCUGGAUUACCUGAGGUUCUACCUCCCAGAUAUGUUCCCUGCACUGCGGAGGGUAGUGCUUUUGGAGGACGAUGUGGUGGUGCAGAAGGAUUUGGCAGCGCUUUGGCAGGUUGACUUGGAUGGGAAGGUGAAUGGUGCCGUGGAGAUGUGCUUUGGGGGGUUCAGGAGGUAUAGAAAGUAUCUCAACUUCACCCAGCCCAUUGUGCGGGAUCGGUUCAAUCCCGGUGCCUGUGCAUGGGCAUACGGGUUAAAUGUGUUUGAUCUUGCGGCAUGGCGGCGGGAUGGCUGCACAGAACUGUUCCAUCAGUACAUGGAAAUGAAUGAGGAUGGCGAGCUGUGGGAUCCUACAUCUGUUCUAACAGCCGGAUUGAUGUCAUUCUAUGGCAAUACCAAGCCAUUGGAUAAGUCAUGGCAUGUAAUGGGUCUUGGCUAUAAUCCACGCAUCAGCCCUGAGGCAAUCCGAAGUGCUGCAGUGAUACACUUCGAUGGGAACAUGAAGCCCUGGCUCGAUGUCGCUUUGAACCAAUACAAGGCCCUGUGGACAAAGUAUGUCGACACUGAGAUGGAAUUCCUAACCCUAUGCAACUUUGGUCUAUGAAGGGAUUCAAUAGAUUCUCUAUUUCUCUGAGAAUAAGGAUGCCACUGACACACAUUAUUUUUUGGGAGGCAAAAGAGCUUUGACAACACAGACAAGUGGUACCUAUAUUAUCUCUAGCAAAGUUGCUCCGGUAGGGAAGUUCCUAUGAUCCUAUCUUUGUGCUGGGCGACAAUGUUCUUGUAGAUUCCGUAGCUUAUUUGUGAUAGUAUAUGUCUUUCCAGCUAAAAUGUACUGGAUUAUUGUGGCAUAGAGAGUGAGUAAUCCAUUGGGAGGAAAUUGUAGAUGGAUAUUCCUGUAUUAUCAAAUAACGAGCAUAUCUGCAAUUGUAUUUAUAAGAAAAACAAAAGGUUACUUGGUUCA
Molecule: messenger RNA, 1933 nt
Organism: Panicum hallii
Lineage: Eukaryota; Viridiplantae; Streptophyta; Magnoliopsida; Poales; Poaceae
Product: probable galacturonosyltransferase 9
Exons: 2
Coding region: 68-1573 (501 amino acids)
Molecular function (GO): polygalacturonate 4-alpha-galacturonosyltransferase activity
Source: RefSeq, a predicted model, not a curated record